AUGAGCAUCCCGUUGGCUGCGAAUUUGAAAAUACUGAAAUUAAAUGGGACGAAUGUGACUAUGUCGAUCGUGCGAAAUCUUUUGGCCAAAACACCAGAGCUGAAAGAGUUACAUUUAACGGACAACGCAUCUGUGAUUUCGUUACGAAAAAUGUUUCCGAAUGUAAAAUCGUUUUUUAUGUCAGAAAAUCCUAUUCGGUCAACAGUAAUCGAACUGAACGCGGAUAGUAAAAAUUACCUCAAUGGAAUUCGUAUGCUGUGUUUGAAUCGAUGCUUGAUUGACGAUUGGAGUUCGAUCGAGUGCUUAGCGAACAUCUGCACACUGGAGGAUCUACGACUUGCGUCAAUACCUUUGUGGAAUACGCUUAAAGAGGAUGAAUAUUUUCAUCUUGCUGUGGCACGGAUCCCGCAACUAAAGUUCUUCAAUGGGUCCUUAAUUUCGGAGGACCAGCGACAUCAAUCGGAAGUGUUUUUCAUACGAUAUUAUGUUGACUGUGAAACGAAGCCAAAAGUUUUCGCACGACUGGUCGAACGGCACGGACUUGUGGGUGUCGGGGAAAAUCGCGUUAAUUAUGAUAUGACACCCAAAAGGCAUGCCCUAGUCGUCGUCAAGUGCGAAGAGACGGGAUAUAGCGAUAGUGUGAAGAUACGUUUGGCGCAAACAGUUAUGGAGUUGAUGCAAGUUUUUGAAAAAUUAACGAGCAUCUCUGCAGAGCGUAUGCGACUCUUUCAUAUUCCUGCUUCCAGUCAUUUCCCGACAGAAUUGCGUUUGCGAAAUCAGAAUCUCCACUCAAUGCGCAUUGAUGAUGGUGAUCAGUUUCUCGUUCGGGUCGGAAAAUAUUUAUUAUAA
Messenger RNA from Gongylonema pulchrum, 849 nucleotides. NCBI's taxonomy places the organism in Eukaryota, Metazoa, Nematoda, Chromadorea, Rhabditida, Gongylonematidae. The record is from the annotation of a GenBank genome assembly.